Messenger RNA from Opisthocomus hoazin, 1569 nucleotides. NCBI's taxonomy places the organism in Eukaryota, Metazoa, Chordata, Aves, Opisthocomiformes, Opisthocomidae. The record is from RefSeq and is a predicted model, not a curated record.
AUGUGGAAAGCAGUCGUGGGACAUGACGUGUCAGUAAAGGUUGAGGCUCAGGGAGACGACUGGGACACUGACCCUGAUUUCGUGGAGGACAUAGCACAGGAGGAGUUCUGCUCCUCCUGGUGCCAAGGAGCAGUGGCCACGCUUUACAGCCACAGCAUCCAUCAGCUGAGGAACAAGGUAUCAGAGGAACAUGAGGUCAUCAAGAAGAAGGAGCUGGAGACUGGCCCCAAGGCCUCUUAUGGUUAUGGGGGCAAAUUUGGAACAGAGCGGGACCGAAUGGAUAAGUGCGCAGUGGGCCAUGAGUACAUUGCUGAUGUUGGGAAGCACUCCUCGCAGACAGAUGCAGCCCAGGGCUUUGGGGGGAAGUACGGAGUCCAGCGGGACCGAGCUGACAAGUCAGCACUGGGCUUUGAAUACAAGGGUGAGGUGGAGAAACACUCGUCCCAGAAAGAUUACUCCAAGGGCUUUGGUGGCCGAUACGGCGUGGAGAGGGACAAGGUGGACAAAGCGGCAGUGGGAUUCGACUACAAGAGCCAAGCCGAGAAGCAUGACUCUCAGAAAGACUAUUCUGUGGGCUUUGGUGGGAAGUUCGGGGUCCAGAGGGAUCGUCAGGACCAGAGUGCCCUUGGCUGGGACCAUCAGGAGGAAGUGCAACCCCAUGCAUCCCAAACAGACUAUGCCAAGGGGUUUGGAGGCCGUUAUGGGGUCCAGAAGGACAGAGUAGAUAAGAGUGCUGCUGGCUUUAAUGAGAUGGCAGGUCCCACCUCCUCAUAUGAGAAAACAAGACCGGUGGAGGCAGGUGAGACAACUGAGGAGUCCGGCAGCCUGCGGUCACGAUUUGAAAACAUGGCUAAGUCAGCAGAGGAGGAGAGCAGAAGGCAGGCAGAGGAGGACCGGGUGAGGCGACAGACUUGGGAGUACCAAGCAGCUCGGCGAAAGCAGGAAAUCCCACAGAAAGAGAAGGACCACACAGAGGCAGUGCCUGCCACCAUGCCAGCAAGGGUACCUGGGAGUGCUGACCAAGACAGGCCUGCGUCCCAAGGAGAACAGGAGGCAAAAAGGGAUGAUGAGGAAAUACCACCCAUUUUGCCACCAAGGCCAUCAGAUCUGUGUGAAGAGCUGUGCAAGAUCCCCAGCCAGGUUCAGCCCAUCUACAGUGAAAGUUUGGAUGUCAGUGGAGACUAUGAGGAGCUGCCAGAGCCCUCUGACUACUGUGACAGUACCAAUGGAGGUGCUGACUAUGAGGAGCUGCCAGCACCCUCAGGAAGGCUGGAUGCCAUCUAUGACCAUGGAGGAGAUGGAGGUGAGGACUAUGAGGAGAUCCUUCCUGAGGAACCCAGCCAAAGCCAGCCCCACCUGGGGGAAACGGACAAUGUUUAUGAGGUGGAGAGCCCUGGGACCUGUGCACUGGCUCUUUACGAUUACCAAGGAGAUGGAGAUGAUGAGAUUUCUUUUGACCCUGAUGACACAAUCACAAACAUCGAGAUGGUAGAUGAAGGCUGGUGGCGGGGGCAGUGCCGGGGCAAAGUAGGCCUCUUUCCGGCAAAUUAUGUGAAGCUUCUGCAGUGA